This is a messenger RNA of Elgaria multicarinata webbii, 785 nucleotides long. Its product is annotated as trypsin I-P38-like. The transcript has 5 exons. NCBI's taxonomy places the organism in Eukaryota, Metazoa, Chordata, Lepidosauria, Squamata, Anguidae. Bases 1 to 750 code for a protein of 249 amino acids. Gene Ontology annotation, biological process: proteolysis. The record is from RefSeq and is a predicted model, not a curated record. Gene Ontology annotation, molecular function: serine-type endopeptidase activity.
AUGAAAUUCAUUUUGCUCAUAACCUUCUUAGGAGCGGCUGUUGCCCUCCCUGUUCUUGAUGGUGACGAUGACGAUAAGAUUGUGGGGGGCUACAAUUGCCCGAGGGAUUCUGUCCGCUACCAAGUCUCCCUGAAUUCUGGGUACCACUUCUGUGGCGGUUCCCUCAUCAGCAGCCAGUGGGUGGUGUCAGCUGCUCACUGCUACAAAUCGCGUAUUCGAGUGGUACUUGGGGAAUACAAUUUGAGGUUAAAUGAUGGCACUGAGCAAAACAUCGAUUCAGUCAAAGUCCUCCGUCACCCUAGCUACAACUCCCAGUUGUUGGACAAUGACAUCAUGCUGAUCAAGCUAGCCACACCAGCCACCCUCAACAGGAAUGUCAAGCUAGCUGCUCUCCCCACCAGCUGCGUGACCACCGGGACACAGUGUCUGAUCUCUGGCUGGGGAAACAUCCUCAGCAGUGGCACUAACUACCCUGAUAUCCUGCAAUGCCUAAACGCUCCUGUACUUUCCUCCAGUGAGUGCAGUAGAGCCUAUCCAGGACAAAUUACCAGAAAUAUGAUUUGUAUUGGAUUUAUGGAGGGGGGCAAAGACUCUUGCCAGGGAGACUCAGGUGGCCCUGUGGUCUGCAAUGGGCAGCUCCAGGGAGUUGUCUCCUGGGGCAUUGGAUGUGCUCAGAGAGGCUAUCCUGGCGUCUACACCAAAGUUUGCAACUAUGUCGGAUGGAUUGAAACCACUAUCAGAUCUAACUGAACAAAGCUUUGCAUUUGAAAAGAUUUCUCUUCUUC